This is a messenger RNA of Pisolithus orientalis, 1329 nucleotides long. RefSeq lists its product as uncharacterized. Bases 204 to 1127 code for a protein of 307 amino acids. The transcript has 2 exons. Lineage: Eukaryota; Fungi; Basidiomycota; Agaricomycetes; Boletales; Pisolithaceae. The record is from RefSeq and is a predicted model, not a curated record.
CUGCUACCCCACCAUUCCUGUACCCUCUUGUCGUGGGCGAAAGCAUCCAACUGAGGCGUACUUCCAUUCCUUUUUUUUCGUCCCCCUUUCACUGGUAUUGACGCUCCUUUUUGACAUUCCAAGACCCAUCCCUCGGUUCUGAGAAGUCCGUGACGACAGCCAAGCCAACUCGCUCGUUCAGGAUCGUAGACUUUCCCUCCACAAUGUCCCCUAUACUGGCCGCUCGUGACGUCAACUCUUCUUCGGCUGGUAUGAGCAAAGGACUGUACCUUGCAGGCUUCACACUCGUAGGACUCCUCAUCGCCGGGCUGUCGCUAUGGUUGCUGGUUCGUUGCUACAAGAAACGAAUGGGCGAAAAACGAAACGGCGAGCGCAGUGCUGCAUUCCUUCAUGUGAAGGGAAUCAGGAAAGCUGGGGACAUCGUCCCCACUGCGCGAGGUAGGAUACCCAACGCUUUCAGCAGGGAGAACAUGACGGCCUCCGUCGUUCUCCCGGACAGAGUCCUCAUGCGGCAAGCCUACCCUGCAAGCCAAACUUCCACUCCCGCUUCCUUCGUACAGUCGCAAGCUACCACCACCUUUGAUCCCCCCCUACAAGUGCCUAUAUCCCCUCUAAACCCUGCCCACUUCCGACUUAGCCAUGUAUCCACUCACUCUGCCCAUUCCCCCAUUGCUCACCCUUCGUUCGUGCAAUCGCGCACAUCUUCUUUCAGCGCCGGCAAUGCCGCAUCAGCCUCCCCACACGCCCGACCUGUCCGUCAACUCUUCGAUCCUGUCCUAUCUGACGAACUCCCCUUAACGCAAUUGGGCGAAUAUCUCGCUAUUUUUGAAUCCUUCGACGACGGCUGGUGUCUCGUCGUCAGGGAUAAUUCUCGUCCGCGCCGAUCAUCCAUCACUUCCACGAUCAUUGGCUUCCGCGGCAGGAACUCUAAUGCAUUGAAUGCAGAUACUGCUGAAGGAACCCAACAAGAUAUAGGGUUGGUCCCUGCAUGGGUGUUUGUUAAACCUAUGAAAGGCCUCACCGUCGAACGGCCUAUGCGCGUCUCAAGUGUGGAUGCACUCAAGCUUGGUCUGGGUGGCGCGGAACCUUCAAGAGAUACGAUGGUCUCCUGGUCAAAUUUCGCAUAGAGUGCGAUCUUACAUGAAAACUUUCGCUGUCGACCCACGGUUGUUAUGCCUUCCGUUGUUUUCUUCGUAUCAUAUGUCACUGUGUCCCUUGCCGUGUCACCCCGUUAUUCGGAAACACCAGUCUGUUUUCGCAUAAGCUGAGUUCCGGCAUAUAUUGUUCUUCUAUUUCGCCCAUGCUGUGCAAGUAUCAAUCAUUCUUCCG